Molecule: messenger RNA, 2044 nt
Organism: Cydia amplana
Lineage: Eukaryota; Metazoa; Arthropoda; Insecta; Lepidoptera; Tortricidae
Product: arrestin red cell-like
Exons: 10
Coding region: 1-1584 (527 amino acids)
Biological process (GO): G protein-coupled receptor internalization; signal transduction
Cellular component (GO): cytoplasm
Molecular function (GO): G protein-coupled receptor binding
Source: RefSeq, a predicted model, not a curated record
AUGGCAGCAGACAGCUCCCUCAACUCUCAACGAGUGUUCAAAAAAUCGUCCCCCAACAACAAGCUCACCCUGUACCUGGCGUCGCGGGACCUAGUGGUGGAGACGAACAGCAUCGACCGCAUACAGGGUGUUCUGCACGUUGACCCUGAACACGUGGACAAUAAGAAGCUGUAUGGACAAGUCACUCUUACAUUCAGAUACGGACGAGAGGACGAAGAGGUGAUGGGUCUGAAGUUCUGCAAUGAGGCCAUCAUGAGCCUCGCCCAAGUUUGGCCCCUGAACUGCAACCACGAGAGGGAACCAAGCACGGCUUUACAGGAAGCCUUAAUGAAGCGCUUAGGCGCCCACGCGUACCCGUUUCAACUGGAGCUUACGCCGCUGGCGCCCCCUAGCGUGCAGCUGGUACCCGCUAAGCAGUACCACGGCGCGCCCAUUGGGACCUCUUAUGACGUUCGGGCUUUUAUCGCGGAGAAAGUCGACGAGAAGGUAUCGCGGCGCAACAUGGUGCGCAUGGGCAUCAGGGUGCUGCAGGGCGCGUCGCGCGCCGCGGCCGCCGCAGCGCUGCCGCCGCCCUCGCCCGCCCACAGCUCCUUGACCGCUAUGGCGCACCACCAGUUACUGAGGAUCAGAGGAAGGAAAAAACAGCAGGAAGAGACUUCCAAGGAACAACCAGAAUUAACUUUUGAUGCUGAUCUACAAGUAUUUUUAGCCGCAGAAGCAGGCGAAUGCUCCAACUCCACAGAGCCAACCGCGCCUCGCGUGGUCGUUGAAAAACCGUUCCUCCUUUGCGACGGUCGACUGAGGCUGGAAGCGUGGCUGGACAAGUCCGCCUACCACCACGGCGAGCCCAUCGUCGUGAGCUUCUCCAUCAUCAACCACUCCAACAAGACUGUUCGACGCAUCAAGGCAAUGGUCGUCCAACAUGUGGACGUUUGCAUGUUCUCGAACGGCAAGUUCAAGAACGUGGUGGCCUUCGAGAAGGACAACACCCCCGUGCUGCCCGGGCAGAGUCUCGACGGCUCCUACACUAUGAUACCUAGCCGGGGUGUUACAAAGAAUUGGAUAGCCCUCGAGGAUUCCUAUUCAAAAGCCGGGGCCUGUCUGGCAUCCACGGUCCUCUGCAGUUCAAACUCGCCCGACGACCGCAACGUGUUUGCCAUUUACGUGUCCUACUACGUGAAGAUAAAACUGAACGUCAGCGGUAUAGGCGGAGAACUGUCAGUAAAGCUGCCCUUCUCGCUGUCACAUGCUAACAUUAAUGAAGCUCCUACUGACAGUGUAAUGGAAGAAGCUACGCACCGCAUGAUCCUCGAAGGCAGAGAGAACAGUGACGAUGAAGAUGAAGAUGACGAAGAUAAAGAGGACGAAGAAGCUACCGCCGACGAAAAUCAACAAUCUGACUUAGAGGAUGACUCAAAAAUUUUAAACGGGCGUCGUUGCGUCUCCGCCGACGUGUGUGUUAAUAUCAUCGAGAACAAAUUAUGUGAGAGACCUCGCUUCGAAGGGCCAACUCAGGUCCGUAAGUGCAAGCACGAUGAUGAUGACAUGAACCUUAUUGUUCGCUACCCCGGUCCAGAUACGUGAUCCGACGAGGAGCCAGAUGCAACCAACGGGGCAAGCAAGACUGAUGAGGCAACGAAAGCUACACCGCGCAUGAUCGACGUCCACGCGAACGUCGAAGAGAAACCCAGCUUCUUUGAAAAGCUGAGGCAGUCGGUUUGCUGCUUGAACCGUCGUCACUCGUAAACUGGACUGUUAAAGUCUUUGCCUUCGACAAUUAACAUAGUGAUGUUGAACUGUUUUAAUGAACAUUUGGUAUUAGGUAAGUAUUAGGAGAAACCCAAGCUUCAAAUUACCCGCAGUCCAAUGACAUUGAAAUGCCAAUCGUUUUCAUGUUUAUCUAGUCGGAAAUUUUAAAAGUUAUCACUGUAUAAUUGUUUAACUGUAGAUUAAGGAUCGAAGUCAGAAGACUUGGUGGUGCCGAAUUAAGCCUGAAUGGAGUACGCUUACUAAAUUAUAGUAGAUUAGACUUUUAGUGUCAUUA